AUGAACAAAAUUAUAGGAGGCUAUUCGAGCAAUAAAACAAAUUCAACCUCUUUGCAAAGAAGUAAUUCCAAGUCUAAGGACAAUACAAGUCCUGUUAAGGGUCUCUAAGUUCCCAAUUCUAAUACUAACCUGAACAGUUCUAGAAAAUCACCUGGUUAGAUAAAACUUAAUUUAAAAUCUGAUGAAUAUGCUACUCCAAUCAAAGGAACUCUUCCCAAUUCUACUAACUCUUAAUCAUAAGGCAGCUAUUCAAAUUUCGAUGCAAUUAAUCAAGGUGGUAAAGAAGUCCUGUCCACCACUAACUCAACAAAUAGAGGCAAAGCGUAGCUCCUUAAUACUAAAUCUCCUCUUAAAUCUACUUCUAUUGCAAGAACAGGUGUUGUUAACCUUCAAAAAGAGGGAUCUAGGACAGAGCUGAAUGUUUCAAGCUAUGAGAAAAAGAACCUAAGCAAUACAAACAUCAAUAUCAAUAUUUAGAAAGUAGAUCAAGAAGGCGCAAACGAAUUGACUGUAAGCUAGAAAUAUACUCAAGAAAUCAGCGGAUUUUAAGGAUAAGGAGAUGCAGGUUCAAAUAUUUUAGAUAUUUCAUAGAAUCAACUUAAUCUUAAGGAAGAAAAAGAUAAAAAGUCAAGCAACUAAAAGUCUCAAACAAGGUUAGAUGACUCUCCUCCUUAAAAUAGAAAGAAUUCAAUUCCUAAAAAUCCUCCAGCUCUAUCUCUACAAUCAAACUCUUCAAAUAUGUCUUCUAAUUAUGGAUAAAAGAGAGAAUCUGCAACUUUUUCUUUAGCUAAAAAUAUCCUAAAGAGAUAAAAUACUAAUUAAUAUGGCGGUUUACAAAAUAACGAUAAAGUAAACUAAUCAAUUGACAAAGGUUUACUGAAUUUAUCUAUCUAAUAAUCAACCAAACUCAAAAAUGUUUCUUCUACAGCACCUUAUAAUCCCGAAGUUACAGCUAAAGAAAGAGAUGGUAAUGUAAGAGUAUAUGCACGUUUUAGACCUAAUAACUCAACUGAAUUAGACUUGAUCAAUUAAGGUUUAGGAUCUAAUAUUAUUGAAUUUAAUGAUGAAAAAUCAGUUACAACAAUGUGUGAUAAUCAGAUGUACACUUGCGAUAGAAUAUUCAAACCUGAUUCGAAAUAGGAAUAUGUUUACAAUACUGUAGCAGUUGAAGUUGUAAAUGACGUUUUAGCAGGUUAUAAUGGUACUAUAUUCACCUAUGGUGUUACUGGUAGUGGUAAGACUCAUACCAUGUUUGGUAAAAUUUAAGAAGAAGAGAUGGAAGGUAUCAUUCCUAGAAUGUGUACUUAGUUAUUUGAACAUGUAGAAAAUGAAGAGCUUGAUAUUGACUACACAAUUAACGUUUCUAUGCUUGAAAUUUACAAAGAAAAUUUAUAUGAUUCUCUUAUUUAACUGAGCUCAGGAGAUAAAAAGGAUUUAAAAAUUAAAGAACAUCCUUAAAAGGGUAUCAUUGUUGAUGGUUUAACUCAAAAACAAAUCGCAAAAGAAGAGGAACUCUUUGGUAUCAUAGAUUAUGGUUAUAACUAAAGACAAACAAGAGCUACUCGUCUUAACGAAUAUAGUUCUCGUUCUCACACUGUUUUCAUGGUAGAAAUUUAACAAAAGCUUCCAAAUGGAUCUGAAAAGAGUGGUAAGCUUAAUCUUAUUGAUUUGGCAGGUAGUGAAAAAGUAAAUAAAUCUGGUGCUGUUGGUGAAUCCUUAGAAGAAGCUAUCAAAAUUAAUGUUUCUUUGACUUGCUUAGGUAAAGUUAUCCAUGCAUUAACAACAGGGUAAGAGUACAUUCCUUAUAGAGACUCUAAAUUGACUAGAAUAUUGCAAGAAUCAUUAGGUGGUAACUAUAAGACAUCAUUAAUUGUUUGCUGUUCUAUGCAUUCAAACUUCUAGGAUGAUACAGUCUCAACUUUAAAGUUUGCAUAAAGAGCCAAAACUAUUAAAAAUACCUUUAAGUAAAAUAUAAAGAGUUCCCCAGAAUCUAUGAAGCAAGCAAUCGAAAUACUGAAGUAAGAAGUCUUCUAAGCAAAAAAUCUUUUGUAAAUUUUCCACUCCAACAUUGCAGAUGUUAAAGAAGGCUUGUAAAGCGGUGAUCCAGAAAAAAUAAAAUAAAUUAAUAAGGCACUUGAUAAGCUUUUAGAAUAUUAAACUGACUACAAUCCUAAAUAAUACGAGCUAGGAGCUCUUACUGAUUAAGCAGGAAGAAUUUCAGCUUUAGCUUCAGGUGCUGCAAAUUUAGCUGGAUUUGCUGCAACAGGCAAUGCAAGCAUCGAUAUUUUAAUUGCAAGAGUUAAAAAUAGAGAUGAAGAAAUUGCUUCUUUAAAAAAUAACAUCGUCGAUUUAGAAGAAAAGAAUAAAAAUUUAGAGAAUGACAUUUUAGAAAUAAAAUAAUCUAACAUUAAGAUGGUUAGUGAGUUAAAUGACUUAAAAAUUGAAAAAAAUUCUAUUAAUGUUAAAUUUAACAAAGAAGUUUCAAAGAAUGAUUUCUUAGUCUUCCAAAUAGAAAUUUUAUAGAAACAAAUUCAAAAUUUAGUUGAUCAAGUGUGUAAAUCUGAAAAGAGAUGUGCAGAAUAUCUUUAACAGAAGAAAAAAGUUAUCGAUGAAAAAAUUGAUAACAUUAUGAAAGACGAUUUGACUUUCGCUGAAAUAAAGCUUUCUGAUUAUUUUAACAAUAGUAUCAACUUCAACUAUGAGUUCUAAAUUGAUCGUAACAGUGCUUUAAAUUAAGGCAUUAACCUCAGCUCUUUAACAGGUAAAAAGAAAUCAGCUCACUCAAGUGCUAAAUAAUCUAGUGACAGUGAUAGCGAUAGUGACAGCGACUCUGAUUCUUCUUAGAGUUUUAUUUCUUCUUAAGUGAAUACACCUGGUAAAAAUAAAGCUUCUGCAGUUCAUUCAUAGAAAAAAAUAGAAUACUAAGGAAAUAAACCUAUCUUAGGAAUACCUAAUACAUCUAGCUUCUACAGAGGAUAAAAUAUGAAUGCAUAAUAAAAUCCUCCUUCUUCAAGAGAUGAUGGAAUGAAAGACUCAUUCUUAAACAAUAUAAGCUUCAACAACAUUUCAAAUAAUCCUAAUGUUGAAAUGCUGAAGAGAAUUAUUGAAAUCCCUUAAAAGAUAGAUGAAGCAAGUCAAAAAGACCCAGUUUCUAAAGAUUUUAUGAUCAUAAAUUUAAAGAAGGCUCUUAUAAAUGCUCAUAUCAUAAACUAGAAUUUACUUAGAACAAUUAGUGCUCUUGAAUGGAAAUAAAUUAUUGAAUAUGGAAAAUCAUAGCUAAAAAGUAAUGUCAUGAAAAUUUAAAGCAAACAUAUUGAAAGAUUAGAAUCUGUAAUCGAAGAAAAUAUUGGAAACUAAAAGAACUUGCGUGAUAAGAUGGAAGAAAUAGAAUUUGAAUUAAAUGAGUAAAAGAAAGAAAUAAAAACUACAACUUCAUUCAGUCGCUUAAUGCCUCGUAAAAGCAGAAUUAUGCUACCUGUUCCAAUUUAACCUAGAUUCUAAAACGCUGUUUAACAAGUUUAGAAAAUAGUUUAAAUAGCCCCACCUAGAAAAGAUUCAAUAACAAGUGAAUUACAACAAUCAAGAGAAUAGAACCCUACAAAUAGCAGCUAAAUUAGAAAUAACACCACAGAAAAAACAGAAGGAGAUGACAUGAAUGAAAUUAUUGACAUGAUUGAUAAGAAUGUACUUCCUUUAACUUAUGAGAAUGCUAUUUCAGAGCUCAAGAAAAAGAACUAUAUUAUCAAAAAAUUAUACCAAGAAAAUUUAGAUAGUAAAACACAAGUCAUACCAUCAGUAAUUCAAGAUAGUGAUAAAUUAAAUGCACUUUCUAGAGAAAACGAAAGACUUCGUGAUAAGAUUAUUAGCAUUUAAAAUGACUUAAAAGUUGAAUAAGCUCAGACAGCCUCAUAUAAAAAAUCUUUGCAAGUUGAAAGAAGAAACUUAAAUAACCUAAGGAAGUUGAACCAAGAAAUGGAGAUUUCUCUAAGAAAUAAUUUAAGAGAAGAGAACGAAGGCUGGUAAAGUGUGAUUAAUACAAUCAAAGAGUAAAACGAAAAGGAAAUGAUUAAGAGAUAGCAAGAUUAUAAUAUUUUGAAUGAAAAGCUCAAUGAUGUACUUGAAAAGGCUAUGUAUAAACUUGGCGAAAUGAAAACAAGAGGCUAAACUUGCACUGUAAGUGAAAUUGAAUAAGUUAUUUAAGAACUCUAAAAACAAAAAACUUCUGUAAGUGUAAAUUAUGAAAAUAAAUCAGCAAAAAGAAGAAGUUUACUUUUUACACCAGGCAUGGUUCCUCCUACUUCCAAUACUCCAUCAUAAUAAUAAUAAUAAUCAUAAUCAUAAGGUGUUGGUGGAAAUGGCAUUAAUCCUCAUUCUCCUAAAACUUUAGCUUUACUCCAAGCAUUUGCUUAAUAAGCUUAGUAACAUUAAUGA
Messenger RNA from Tetrahymena thermophila SB210, 4431 nucleotides. RefSeq names its product kinesin motor catalytic domain protein. Gene Ontology annotation, biological process: microtubule-based movement. Gene Ontology annotation, molecular function: ATP binding; microtubule binding; microtubule motor activity. The record is from RefSeq and is a predicted model, not a curated record. The transcript is spliced from 12 exons. NCBI's taxonomy places the organism in Eukaryota, Ciliophora, Oligohymenophorea, Hymenostomatida, Tetrahymenidae.